UGUUGGGCUGGUGAGCGUGUAGCGCAGAGAGCGCACAAAAAGAGCUAGAAGCCUAGCAACGCAGAGAACGCAAAAGAACACAACAGGCAGCAGUAACAAGAAGCAAUAAAGGGCGGCUGACUUUGCCGAGUGGAGUUGUAGAGUUGUGGAGUAGCUGAGCGCAAAGGUACAAUGGCUAGGCCGUUCAAUGCAGGCACAGGCAAUGUGCUAAUGUUUCGUGGUGGCGGUGAGUAAGCUGAGAGCACACCAGACGAUAGACCGACCUUCUGAGCGAAUCCCAUUGCUGGCGUGUAGUCAGUACAAACCGUUCGGUCUUUGCGUUCACGCCACUCGUUUCAAUGUACGGUUAGUAAAUGUGUUCAAGUGUUAUUGCCUAGCAAGCGUCUACGCUGCCGCUGCUACUGCCUGUGCCUGCACUGUUGCAUCAGUUGCAACAACAAAUAAGCAAACAAUUUAUUAACGCCGCAUUUGCCGUGUUGCAGUGCGCAUGCAUACAUAUUGUGUGCACUAUAGUUUCUAGGAGUGAUCUCAGUGCUUGUGUUUGUGUGUCUGUUUAUAUAUAUGCAUUUCUACCUCGGCUGCAGCAAGCAGGCAGGCAAGCAGCCGCCAACCAUCCAGAUAUAGGCAAACAGUCAGUCAGCCGGUUUGUUGCAGACAACAAAACCAACAACUCGAAAGUAAUAAGACAACACAGCAUAAACCUCACAGCAAAAGUUUGGAGUAGUUAAAAUAGUGUUUAUGAACUACAAGUUUUGUGAAGAAAUCUACAAAUAUAAAAAAGAAAUGUAUAAUUUAUUUUAGCAAAGAAAGCUACCUACGUCAAAGUGAAGUUAACUAAAAGAAAUACAAAACAAGUUAGCAAUAAGUAAAGAGCACGUUGGUGUCUAUGCAAAAUUUAUAUAACAGUAACAAAUGAAUAAACGUUUAACUAACACAAUUGCAAGCGUAAAACCAGUAAAGAAGCUUUGUAGUUAAUGUGUAGCAACAAAACAAUGAAAUAAGUAAAGCUAAUAAUAAAAGAAUUUCGUCUACUCUCAAGAAAGCCAAAAAACGCACACCGCAACUCUACAGGUGAGCUGUAUGAGUGUUAGUGUUGAGCAGUAGAAGACGGCAAAAGUGAAUUAAGCAACGGAUAGCUUACGAAGCAGUCGGCUAACCACGAGCAUUGCUCGAAACAGUGUAGAAUGAAGAAGAGUUGAAAAAGUGUACAAGAAGAAUAGCUAUUUGGCUAAAAAAGUGCGACAAUAAGUUAACGACCACACAAAGCAUUCCCAAGAAAGGGACUGAAAUACACACGUGUAUACAAUAAUAAAAUUUACAACAAAUAACAAAUACAAUUACUUCAAAAAACCGUGUAUCCAAAGCAUAAUUGAUAGUAAAACGCUACAAAGAGUGAAGAGUAGACAACAAAAACACAAAAAAGUUGUGAAUACUUGAGGUAAACAGCAAAGGAAAAAAUUAAAUAAAGCCAACAAAAACAACACCAAAAAUCAAGCAAACACGCACAGGAAGCCAACAACGUUGGAGCAAACAAAGUUAACUCGAAGCGAGUACCACACACGCACACGCAUACAAAUGUACAAACAUAUAUAUUUACUGCUGUGAUCCGUAAAACAAAAAGUAGCCAAAAUCACGCCAAGAGCGUGUUCUACAAAGCAGCGCAUCCACACGGUGUAAGCCAACAACUCAGCAUCCUUCAGCCUAAACUCAAACGCGCACAUGCACGCACAUAGCUACCUCCGAAAAUUUCUAAACCACCGAUUAUUUACAUAAGUAUAUUUGUUUAUUUAUGUAAAACAAAUUUUGUGUUGUUGUCGCAUUGAAGCAAAAAGAAAUAAAAAAACGAAAUUAACACUUCAUCAAAAUGAUGAUGAUGGAUACAACUAGCGGCGAACAGGCCGGUCCACUCGAUAGUCCACGAGCAGGUGAUGUGCCCGCUAUUGCGGCCACCUUCACAGUCGUGAAAAUGGACGAAGCACACACGGAGGCAAUGGAUGCGGAGAGCAAUAAUAAUCACAUUGAAGUGCACGAGUAUAAGGAGCAUCGUAAGAGUAAGAAGAAGAAGCGCGAUAAGCGUGAUAAAGAACGACGUAGCGAAAAGCAUCAUCGACGCGAACGCGAUGGUGAACGUCAUCAUCAUCGACGUCAUCGAGAGCGUGAACGUGAACGUGAUGAAGCCGAACAACAACAUCAUAAUGGUCAUCAUCAUCAUCAUCAUCAGCACCAGCAUGCGCAUCUGAAUCACUCUACCUCAGCAUCGUCAUCGCCCUCCUCGUCGGCGUCAUCGUUUUUAUCAGCUACAAUAUCAAAUGAAUAUAUUGCCGUGUCACCCGCCUCAUCAUCGCCCUGCUGCAGCGUCGUGUCAGCGGUGAGCAGUAGCGCCAGCGUAGUGACGGCAACUACGGCAACGGCGUUGUCAUAUCCGCACAAUUUGAAAAUACGUUUCCUGCUUUCCGGGCAAAAAACCGAACUAAGUCCACCCGCACAUCAAACACACAGCAGCGAUGCGAAUAGCACGCAAAGCGGCAGCAAUGGCGCUGGCAACAGCAGCCACAACCCGGCCUCAUCAGGUACAACAUCCGCUUCAAUAUCCGCCUCAAUCGCCUCCUCAUCGGCGGCAUCAACACUCUCCACCACCACCGCCUCGCACAAAUACACAAUGUCGUCGGAUGUUAAAAGUGGUGGUGGUAGUGGCGCAACCAAUUUGAGCACCAGCAAUGUCAUCUCGUCGGCGUCGAAUGCGCAUAAAUCCAAUGCCGCUGGCAGCACAAAUAGUAACAACAACAGCGUUAGCAAUUCAAAUGCCCAAAGUUACGCGAGCGCCAAGGAGCAGCAUCAUCGCGAUGAUCGUUACACAACCCAAGCGCAAGCGAAUAACGCUGCGAAUGCCGCUGGCAAUGCAGCGAAUGCGGCGGCCAAUGCGCCCAGCCUAUACGUCUCUGUGCCACUCUCCACCGCCAAUGUACCUGGAAUCAAUCUGCCAACAAGUAGCGCAACAGGUGGUGCCACAGAUCACCAUGCUCCACCCUCGCAAUCAACGCGCGCUGCCGCAGCAGCUAUAAGUCAGCAGCAACAACAACAACAGAGUGGUACUACAACAAUUAAUAUGUCUGGAGGUGGCACGUCGGGCGCGCAUGCCACUGCCACAUCAACACCACUUGGCGGUGCUGGAGUGGGUGGUGGACCGCUGGAGCGACAAUCACCGCGCAUUCACCAUCAACCGCCGGCACUUUCUGAACAUCAUAGUAAUAGUAACAGCAGUUAUUUUGCUAGCACGGCCAGUGGCCUGCCAACAGCGGCGCAUAGUAGUGUCAUACAUCAAAGCGGUAAAUCGCCAUCGGGUAAUAUGCUGUUGAGCGCAAGCAGUAAUCCCAAUCUGAUGGCCACUACAACGGAGACUGGCAACUUGAAAAUCAGUUAUGAAAAGCAAACAACGCGUGUCAGUCAGCUGCAAGAGCAGGAAACAGCACCAGUGCGUAGGAGCAGAUCGCGUUCCGGUGAGAAUAGUAUGCAAGCGUUGCAAGCGCAACAACUACAACAACACCAUCAACAGCAGCAACAACAACAGCAACAGAGUGGCCAAUCACAGCAGCAGCAGCAACAAGCGUUGGCAACACAAAAAACAAAUUCUCGUUCCGGCAAGAAAAGGGCAGCCGCUGCCGCAGCAGCAGCCGCAGCCGCCGCCGCUUUGGGUGGUAACAAAAAUCGCGAUUCUCCCGUCGAAAAGCUAACGAAGUCAUCACCAUCACCAAUACAACAACAUUUUCGCAAUGAAUUAGCCACACCAACACCACCACCAAACGCACCCUCACCACUCUCCCUGCCGCCACCUAGCGCUUCAACACCGACACCAACACCCACACCUACUCAUACACCCUCACCAUCGCCGGUUGUGAUGUUGCAAGCUAACAGUAACAGCAAUGCAUCCAAUACCGCAUCACCCACAAGACAAAAGAAUGUGAGCGGCAAUGGUGGCAACGAAAUUAACGGCACCGGGAAUGUCAAUCACAUUGGAGGAAAUAACAAUGGUGGCGGUGUCGGCAGCACAUCAACAAAUAUGGUUGCGACGAAUCUUACGUUGGCCGGCGCAACAUCCGGCUCUGCGCUAACAUCCGCGUCAUCGUCUUUCGUCAGUCAUGAUUGUGACAAUACCAUGGGUACCACCGCCAAAUCGGGUAACAACAACAGUGAAGUGGUUAAUCUUAGCGCAAACCAAGGCGCUGUAAAUAAUGCUAGACGUGGUGGUGGUGGUGGCAAUGGUAUAAGUACUGCAAUAGAUGGUAGCAAUAUGGGCGCCACUGGAGCGGGUUUGUCUGGAAAGAACGCAAACGAUGCGCCGUUGGUCGCCACCAAUCUAAGUGGCAAACCACUGAAUAAGAAAUUGUUACGUGCUCAACAAACGCUCUAUCAGCAACAGCUGGCAGCGCAACAACAACAGCAGCAGCAACAGCAACAACAACAAAAACGUUCUCCUGACCACAAAAACAGUGGCGGUAGAAAUGCAAACCCCACCACUAGCGCACCGGCCGUCACUUCCUCUACUUCCUCCUCCUCCUCAGUCGGUUCCCCUUCCUCUAGCACGAACAGAGUUUCGCCUGCUAAAGCUUUAACUAACAUAGCGAACUCUAAUCUUAAUUGCAAUCCUUCCACUGCUUCUCCUUCAAAUAACACUGCAGCAACAACUGCUUUUACUAACUCAACCACUAGCAACAAUUUAAAUAACAGUAGCAAUAACACUAAUAAUAACGGCAAUAGUAAUAGCAAUAGCGCCACUAACACAAAUCAGCUGCAAACGCAACAGCAUCAGCAACAACAACAAUCAGCGCAACAGCAACAGCAACAACAAAGCAAUGUUGCUGCUGCUAGCGACAACAAUAAUGAUAUCAUUGAAAUUAUGCAAUUAACCCCAACCAACUCUUCUACUUCUUCAACGCUAACUCAUCAUCAACAUCAUGCCCCGCAUCAUCCAUCGCAAUCAAAAACAUUGCAAUCCCCCGCAAACAUUACAACAACAUCAACAACCACAUCGGCUGGUAUUCACCACAGAACGCCAGACAGCGGCAUCUACUCCUCCUCGUCCUUUGUGGCGAACAGCAGCACCGUCUCGAAUGCGUCCUCGAGCAGCAGUAGCAGUAGCGGAGGUUGCGGUGGCUUAAAAUUCAACUAUGAACCACAAUCCGUCGGAAUCGGUACACCACCUGGCAUCGAUUCGUCGGCAGCGCAUUUACUCACCGCCGUCACAACUGCGACAGCGUCGUUAACAGCAAUGGCGGCCAAUAUCACAACAACCACCUCCACCACAGCCAUCAAAGACUCACCGCCCAGCUCACCAGGUUCGGAAAUGGGUGCUGUUGCAGCUGCGCCACGUAAACGCGGACGCAAAGCUAAAGAUCCACUUGCAAAUGCCAAUGAGGCGAAGGUUGAUGUGAAAGUAUUUCAGAACGGUGGUCAUGUUAUAGGUGCCACGCCCACAACCGCCGCUUUAACAAAUGUGGCGAAUAGUGCGCCGUCAGGUGUGCCCACCAGCGGUGCCUCGUUGCAUACCGCUGCCCAUAUGCUAGGCAAUCAACUCAAUCCGAAUAGCAAUGUGGCACAGAAGCUCUCCGAUCAACUGCACAUGGAAAUACAGGAUCACAGCAUCUACACCGCGGAUGCUGUAACACCGCAAUUUGUAGGCGUACCCUUCCCAGGCAAAUCAACGCGUAAUUCUACAACGACGCCGAGCACAACUAGCAACAACACGAUCAGCAUUAAUUCAGUCAGCGCUGCAACGCCUGCAACAGAAAUGGCCGGUGGCACCUCACUAGCCUCGAUGUUUGGCAGCGGUGUCAAUGGCAAUAUGUCCAUACCGCAAAGUUUGGAACAACUGCUCGAACGUCAGUGGGAGCAGGGCUCACAGUUUCUCAUGGAGCAAGCGCAGCAUUUUGACAUCGCUUCCUUGCUCUCCUGCCUACAUCAAUUGCAACGGGAAAAUGUACGCUUAGAGGAACACGUGACCAGUCUGAUUGCUCGUCGUGAUCAUCUGCUGGCGGUUAAUGCACGGCUCGCCGUCCCAUUGAAAACGAAUACCACACAGAGCCAAGCCACGGCCGUAUCAUCAACAGCUAUAUCGACCAGUGUUGCCUCAACAGUCUCGACAACAGUCGCAUCCGCAGGCGUUGCGACAUCGACCUCAGCAAUAGCAGCUGCCUGUGCAGCAGCAGCAAUAGCAACAACAACUGCAGCAGUUAAUGCACUUGGUGGUAACAAUGCGGGCACGGGGGGCAGCGCUGCUGGCGGCACUGGUACUACUGGUCCAGGCAAUGUCGGCACCGCUUUAACAACUGUGGUAACAGCUGCAGCAACGUCACUCGCCACGGCAGUGACCACUUCACUCACUGCUAUGACUGUGAAUACACGUUUGCCCAAUACGUCGACCACGACGGCUACAACCGGGGCAGGGGCGACACCAACGCGACGCGAUAAUACAAGCGUGGCACAACAACACGUCAUGGAAAAUGGCAUUGACUUUCGGCAGGCAAACGCAGCAGCAGCAGCAGCAGCAGCAGCAGCAGCAGCAACAGCAACGUCAACGCAUGUUAGUACAGCUGGCAGCGUUGGGGGCGUUGGUCCACCCAUGGGCAUGAGGCACUCCACGGCGAGUUAUGUAAAUGCCUCAGGAAUACCGGCGACCAGCAUUGCGGGUAAUCUGUCAGCAGCAAUGCUCCCCAAUAGUCUUGAAGGGCUCAGCAACAUGCAUACAACAGCUGCAACGACAGGUGGUGCAGCAACUCCUGUAGUUGGUAUGUCCACGAUGACAGCAAAUCGUCUUGCACAACAACAACAACAACAGCAGCACCAGCAACACAUGCAAUCAUUGCAUCAGCAGCAGCAACAACAACAACAGCAGCAACACCAACAUCAUCAAAUGUCAUUAGCGGCUGCGCAACAACAACAACAGCAACACAUAGCACAAAGUGCCGCCGCAGCAGCAGCAAUGCAUCAUCACCAACAACAACAACAGCAGCAGCAGCAGCAACAUCAGGCUGCACAUACGCACUUGCACGCCACCCAUCCGCUACAUCUAGCACACACGCAUACACACGCACCACACGUGCACACGCAUGCUCCUCAUACACAUCACGCACAUCCAACGCAUCCGUCGGCGGCCACCGUUAACGUCAACGCCGGCAUCGGUGUAGAACCACAUGCGCUAGCGUCGACGCGCCUCGGUGGUGUCGGUGGCAAUGGCAGCAUGUUGGGCAUGGUUGGCGUUCACAUGGGCAACAAUAACAAUCCGAAUAACAGCAACAACACCGCGGCAUCACGAGGUGGGUCAACAACUGCAACAACAACAACAACAUAUGCCAUUGGUAUUGUUGGCGAUGGCGGUAGUGGUGUGAGUGGUGGUGGUGGUGUCGUUGGUGGGAUAGUUGGAGGUGGUGGCGGCGGUGGUGCCGGUAAUACCACAUUACUCGCAUCGGAUAGCAGCCACCCCACAUCCGCCGCCGCGUAUACUCCUCACUCGCUCUAUACUCAUCAUCAGGUAUCGCAGCUAAGACGCGACGAUAACCUAGUAAAGCCCAGCUGAAAAUCGACAGCAGCUUUAUUGGCAUUUCGCCCUAGCCGCCAGCCACAACAGCACCCGACAGAGCAGCAGCGGCAGAAACAACAACAAGUGGGAAAACGAGCGUCAAAAAAGGCAAAAACCCCACAAAAAGCAAAGGGAGAAAACACAGCGUGGCAGCAGACAACACAACAACUACCAAAGCAACAACAAAAUGCGCAAAUACCGACUUCUCAACAAAAAGGGAUGUCCCAAAACAAAAAGGCGAGGAAACAACAAGAAGAAGCAGCUGCCGACAGUGA
Zeugodacus cucurbitae (melon fly) is the source of this 7848-nucleotide messenger RNA. Its product is annotated as protein AF-10. The record is from RefSeq and is a predicted model, not a curated record. Gene Ontology annotation, molecular function: histone binding; nucleosome binding. The transcript is spliced from 10 exons. Bases 1865 to 7570 code for a protein of 1901 amino acids. Gene Ontology annotation, biological process: regulation of transcription by RNA polymerase II. Lineage: Eukaryota; Metazoa; Arthropoda; Insecta; Diptera; Tephritidae. Gene Ontology annotation, cellular component: nucleus.